UCUUCUCCCCGGACUCUGACCCAGGCUGGCGAGUCCCGGGGAACCCCUGGCCACUUCGAUCUCGCUCUUCCUCCGACCUCAGGCGUCCUCCCCGGCUCGGGAGGCUCCGAACCCCGGAGAGGCCAGGAGGCGGGACGCGGAGAGCGGUGAGGGGCGCCUCUCCCCAGCCCCUCGCCUGCUUGCUUGGGGGGCGCAAAGGGGGAGAGCCAGAAAGCCGGAGCUGCCGCCGCCACCAAGUCACCCCCGUAUUGCCUUGUGAGGUCCAAGCUUUCGUUGGUGGCAAGAUGACCAUUUGUAUGUUUGCCAAAAGAUUCACUGAAUCAUCGUUGCGUUGACUCUAUCAAAGUGCAAGCCUGGCAAGAAUCCUGCCGUUUUUGCCACCUGAUUCCAUUAUGACUGAGGGCUUAGAUCACAGAUUCAGCCGUCUCACUUGGGAACAAAUCAAAAUACUGGAUCAAGUCCUGACAGAGGUGAUCCCCAUUCACGGAAGAGGGAAUUUCCCAACCCUGGAGGUAAAGCUGAAGGAUAUCAUUUGCGUGGUCAAGGAGCAGUUGGUCAAGAAACACAUCGUCAUCAGGGACAUUCGCCUGAAUGGCUCCACGGCGAGUCACAUCCUUGUGAAGCAGAACGGCACCAGCUACAAGGAUCUGGACAUUAUUUUUGGGGUUGAACUUCCCAGUGAGCAAGAAUUCCAGGUGGUGAAGGAGUCCGUCUUGAAUUGCCUCUUGGACUUCUUGCCAAAAUGCGUCAACAAAGAAAAGAUCACGGCGCAGACCAUGAAGGACGCCUACGUUCAGAAGAUGGUCAAAGUGUCCACCGAUCAUGACCGCUGGAGCCUCAUCUCUUUGUCCAACAACAGUGGGAAGAACGUUGAGCUGAAAUUCGUCAACUCUCUCCGACGCCAGUUUGAGUUUAGCAUCGACUCCUUUCAGAUCAUCCUGGACCCCGUGUUGGACGUUUAUACGCACGAAGACAGCCAACUGUCCGAGGGCUCCCACCCGCCCAUUCUUGCAGAGAGCAUGUAUGGAGACUUUGAUGAGGCCAUGGACCACUUGAAGUACAAAGUGAUUGCAACCAGAAACCCCGAAGAGAUCCGCGGGGGAGGCCUUUUGAAAUACAGCAACCUCCUGGUUCGGGAUUUUAAACCGGUGGAUGAGGCCGAGAUCAAAUCCUUGGAACGGUACAUGUGUUCGAGGUUCUUCAUCGAUUUCCCGGACGUGACGGAGCAACAGCGGAAAAUCGAAUCCUACCUGCGCAACCACUUCAUCGGAGAAGAGAAGAGCAAGUACGAUUACCUGAUGACCCUGCGUGGGGUUGUGAACGAAAGCACCGUCUGCCUCAUGGGACACGAGCGGAGGCAGACCCUGAACAUGAUCACAAUCCUGGCUCUCAAAGUGCUUGGGGAGCAGAACAUCAUCCCCAACACAGCCAACGUCACAUGCUACUAUCAGCCUGCUCCGUACAUCAGUGACAGGAACUUCAACAAUUAUUAUAUUGCUCAUGGACAACCCCCCGUUAUCUAUCAGCCGUAUUCCUUUCACAUACACCUGCAAAGUGGCAUGGUGUAGUUGACAAACAUGGGCAUCUCCUUGCUUUGUCUUGAUGCCCAGCUCAGCCCUUCCAGCCUCCGCCCCACGCUCCUCACAAUAAAGCUCCCGUUACCGCUAAUUUUCCUAUUAUUUUUGAU
This is a messenger RNA of Pogona vitticeps (central bearded dragon), 1687 nucleotides long. RefSeq names its product terminal nucleotidyltransferase 5D (gene TENT5D). Gene Ontology annotation, molecular function: RNA binding; poly(A) RNA polymerase activity. Gene Ontology annotation, biological process: mRNA stabilization. Lineage: Eukaryota; Metazoa; Chordata; Lepidosauria; Squamata; Agamidae. The record is from RefSeq and is a predicted model, not a curated record.